AUGUUCGGGCUCUCAAAGUCACUCGCCCUUCUCCUUCUCUCUGCCGCUGCAGUCCAUGCCGCGCCGGCGCCCACGGAGAGGAGGUCGGUGCAGUCCUUCGUCCGUCGCGCCGGCAGUGGUGACAAUCUCUCAAAGUCGACCACCGUGCAGACGACGACGAUUCUCGAGACCUCCCAAGGACCUAUGCUCCAGCAGUGCACGAUCCAGCUUGAUCCCAUCACCAGCAAUGGCAAGCCGUUGGUGAAGGAAACCAAGACAUGCACAAUCCAGAUGGUGGACAACAACAGCAGCAAUGGGAGCAGCACCACUUCGUCAGACUCGUCCUCUUCCACAUCGACGUCAACGUCGUCGUCGUCUAGUUCCACGGAUUCUUCCAGUUCGACUUCGUCGUCCGACUCUUCGUCGUCGACGUCGUCGGCUGGUUCGACGGAUUCGUCCUCGGCUGGUUCGACGUCCUCGACGGAUUCGUCCUCGGCGUCCUCGACUGCGAACGGCUCUUCAUCCACGUCGACUGAUUCGUCGAGCAGCUCUGCCUCCACCACGUCCGGGUCGGGGGCCAUUGCAACGGAUUCCGUCUCCCUUGUCCCUGGCUCCUCGCUUUCCGCCGCGGCAACGGGCUCGUCGGCCUCCUCCGCAGCGGCUUCCUCCACUGCAAGCGCGACGGGCUCUGCGGCCAGCUCGACGGCUACGGGUGUCAAUGCAGGGAACGGUGCGAUCUCUGCGAAUGGCUUCAGCUCUGUCCCCGCCACCAUGGUCUCGGCGUCGGCUGUGGGUGCAAAUGCGACCUCGGCCGCAGACACCGCGCAGUCGAGCACACCCGCGAAAUUCCAGCUUCCUGGCACUUCGCUCUCUGUCCUGCCGAUUGGUUUGGGUGUAUUCGCUGGUAUAUCGGUCAUCGCUCUCAUCGUUGUUGGUCUCGUCACCUACGAGCGCACCAAGUACCGCAGGGCGUUCAGGCAGCGCAAGCUUGCGGAAUCAGGGGCGGCUAUGGGCUACGGUGGAAUGGCGCAAGCCGCCUAA
Epithele typhae is the source of this 1020-nucleotide messenger RNA. RefSeq lists its product as uncharacterized. The record is from RefSeq and is a predicted model, not a curated record. NCBI's taxonomy places the organism in Eukaryota, Fungi, Basidiomycota, Agaricomycetes, Polyporales, Epitheliaceae. The coding region runs from base 1 to 1020 and encodes 339 amino acids. The transcript has 6 exons.